AUCAUAUACGUUCUCUGGCUGUUCUUCAUUAACUAUCAGUUUAUUCCGGAAAAUAUUGUAUUUCAAUUCUAUUUUACUUUCUUUUAUUUUUAAUUUUCUGCUUGAAUUGUUGUUGUUUGCGAGCAAUAACUGUUUUAUUUCACCUAUAAUUGUGUUUGUGAAGAGCAGAGAUGAUACAUUGUUUUUAAUGAAAUACUAGUCAACGAAAAAGUAAGCCUAUAGCCAUAUGAAUUUCCCAUACAUAUCUAUCUAUUCCGUAUCCUGGGUUUCUACGGAGUCUUUACUAUAUAAUUAGGGGAGGAGUAUGGUUAACUCAUGUAAAACAAGUAUCAUCAUUGCUGACAAAAAAUACACGCCUUUUUCCACUUGUGUUUAGGUAAGUCUGCUUACUUUCUCAUCACUUCUAAUUACUAUGCUUCAUAAACGUUGCUGGUUUUUCUGACUGAUUUUGACGUCUGAUGUCUUGCCCGAAAAUCGAAUGUGAAUUGGAAUUGAACGUGAAGCAUAUAAUUGGUAUUGUGCAGUGAAUUUUCUUGAAUAGAAGUUGAAAGAAGUAUAUAAGUAUAUAAUGGAGCUCGCAGCCUCAGCACGUUGUGGUAUUAAAAUGUUGCAGCUUGUUCAACCUCCGGCCAUGCAAGCAUUAUUGCAACUGCAGUCCCAGCAAUUGCGUCACAGGCAAACGAAACACUGGAAUCCGAAAUUCAAAAAGCUACGCGCACAAAAAUUUGUAAAGUUGGACUUGCCUAAUUUUCAUGAGAAGCCUGGUGAUUUGACGCAAGAAGAAAUACGUAGCCGGUUAAAGGAACGUGGUGUGCUACCACCACGUCCUUGGCUCGAGCGCCCAUUUCAUAUUAGUUGCACCGGCGGUAUUUUUGAAGCCUACGUACCGCCAGAGGGUGAUGGCAAAAAGUCCUUCAUUUCAUCAGUAGGUGCUAAACAAAAGCUUGAAUUUCUCGAGAAGAAAUCGAAAAGCGUUAUGGCAGUACGUAAAAUACGCUCAUAUGAAGAGGAAUUCAGCACGGAUGAAUUCGCUAGUCAAGCGCAGGAUAUUUAUAUUGCAGCGCACAAUCAAAUGGCAGCGAAAAAUAAACAUCAGUUACGUGAAUUCGUAACCGAACGUUGUUAUCCAGAAAUGAUGCAUAAUGUACGAGAUAAGACCAUUCAUUGGCGUUUCUUACAAUCAUUGGAACCACCACGUCUGGUGCAUGCUCGUGUCACUGAUAUUAUUAGCAAAGAAAAUUUAUACGCACAAGUUACGGUGCGUUUUCAUACACAGCAACUGUUGGCUAUUUACGAUCGCUUUGGCCGUUUGAUGCAUGGUAGCGAAAUAUUAGCUAAGGAUGUACUGGAAUAUGUAGUCUUUGAAAAGCAUAUUUCCAAUGAAUAUGGCAAGUGGCGUUUACAUGAUAAGAUCAUACCAGAUUGGUUGCCAGCAAAGGAACCGGCACCGAUUACGUAUCGCGUAAUUGAAGAACCCGAAGAGGCAUUGGAACUUCUCGCAGACGGUGAUAAGAAAUUAGAAGCUGGUGCAGAAAAACAAAGUCAAGAGCAUUUGGAUAAUGUGGAAUCGGCCACGCCAGUGUCGGCUAAGUCGACGACGGCAAGUCCGUCCAUUUGAUUGUACUAUUUGUUGGCAGGUUUAAGAAUCAAAAUGUUGGAUUAUCGAAAAAUACAAUAAAAGAGAUUGCUGUACUAA
This is a messenger RNA of Bactrocera oleae (olive fruit fly), 1696 nucleotides long. It is a transcript of the gene mRpL45, whose product is annotated as mitochondrial ribosomal protein L45. The record is from RefSeq and is a predicted model, not a curated record. Lineage: Eukaryota; Metazoa; Arthropoda; Insecta; Diptera; Tephritidae. Gene Ontology annotation, cellular component: mitochondrion.